GUUUGUGUCUUCUUCUUCUUCCAUCAUCGUGACACGUCACACCUUCAUCUCCGCCGUCUUCAUUCUGUUCUUGGUCGCGUUUGAAAAUAGCUGUGGUGAAAGAGAAGAAGAAGAUGAGUAAUAAUAAUACAGACAUGAAUCAUUCAGGAGGGGAAGAAGAGGAUGAAGGAGAUGUUUUUCUUGGUGAAUCCGAUGUUCUCCGUGAAUACGAUGUCGACGGAGAAGAUCUUCCUGAGGCAGAUGAUGAUGACAUGGACGAAGGUGGUGAAGAAUUUGAUGAAAAUGAUGACUCUGUUCACACAUUCACCGGUCACAAAGGUGAGCUUUAUGCAUUGGCCUGUAGCCCAACAGAUGCUACGCUUGUUGCAACUGGAGGUGGAGAUGAUAAAGGCUUUCUCUGGAAAAUUGGUAAUGGAGAUUGGGCUGCUGAGCUUCUAGGUCACAAGGACUCUGUCUCUUGUUUAGCUUUUAGCUAUGAUGGACAGUUACUUGCCUCUGGUGGGUUGGAUGGUGUUGUUCAGAUCUUUGAUGCAUCAUCAGGGACUUUGAAAUGUGUUUUGGACGGUCCAGGUGCUGGAAUCGAGUGGGUGAGAUGGCAUCCUAGAGGACACGUUGUGUUGGCUGGAUCAGAAGAUUGUUCUCUAUGGAUGUGGAAUGCUGAUAGAGGAGCUUAUCUUAAUAUGUUUUCGGGGCAUAAUCUAAAUGUCACUUGCGGUGACUUCACCCCUGACGGUAAACUAAUUUGUACUGGCUCUGAUGAUGCAAGUUUGAUUGUGUGGAACCCAAAAACUUGUGAAAGUAUUCAUAUCGUUAAAGGUCAUCCGUAUCAUACGGAAGGGUUGACAUGCUUAGACAUUAACUCGACCUCAAGUCUCGCUAUCAGUGGCUCAAAAGACGGUUCAGUUCACAUUGUGAAUUUAGUCACUGGAAAGGUUGUGAGCUCUUUGACUUCUCAUACAGAUUCAGUCGAAUGUGUGAAGUUUUCACCAAGCUCCGCUACCAUCCCUUUGGCUGCAACUGGUGGAAUGGACAAGAAGCUUAUAAUCUGGGAUCUGCAGCAUUCCACUCCCAGAUUCAUCUGUGACCACGCGGAAGGUGUGACAUCCCUGACUUGGAUAGGAGCCUCCAAGUACUUAGCCACUGGCUGUGCCGAUGGUACAGUGAGCGUUUGGGACAGCUUAUUAGGCAAUUGCGUCCAUACCUACCAUGGUCACCAAGAUGCGGUACAGGCCAUCUCAGUCUCUAGCAACACUGACUUCAUUGUUUCGGUCUCUGUCGAUAACACUGCACGUGUCUAUGAGACAUCUGAGUUCCAAAACAAAGUGGCAUAGGCAAGUGCGAAUAAUACUUACACACACUAUCCAGACAUGUGUGGUUAUCUGUGUUCCUCUUAGUUAUAUGCCUUGUGAGGGAAAUUUUUGUCAAAAAUAUCAAAGUCUUCAUUCGAUAUGUACACGGCAUAAUUUACUGAUAAGUGUAGUCUUUGUUCUUCA
Messenger RNA from Capsella rubella, 1493 nucleotides. RefSeq names its product angio-associated migratory cell protein. The transcript has 9 exons. Lineage: Eukaryota; Viridiplantae; Streptophyta; Magnoliopsida; Brassicales; Brassicaceae. The record is from RefSeq and is a predicted model, not a curated record. Bases 114 to 1331 code for a protein of 405 amino acids. Gene Ontology annotation, molecular function: protein binding.